Molecule: messenger RNA, 2057 nt
Organism: Hyla sarda
Lineage: Eukaryota; Metazoa; Chordata; Amphibia; Anura; Hylidae
Gene: ZCRB1
Product: zinc finger CCHC-type and RNA binding motif containing 1
Exons: 8
Coding region: 150-815 (221 amino acids)
Biological process (GO): mRNA splicing, via spliceosome
Cellular component (GO): U12-type spliceosomal complex
Molecular function (GO): RNA binding; zinc ion binding
Source: RefSeq, a predicted model, not a curated record
GAAAAGUGACUCUGACAAAAUGGCUCCUGCAGUGCAGACGGAAGUGUUUAGUGUUCUUACCCCCUGCGAACGCAUCAGGAAGCUGCAGAGAGGAGAGUGAUGGAGGGCUAGACUAGCAGAGGACUCCGGUGUGUCACCAGGCGGAUACCAUGAGUGGAGGUCUUGCACCUAGCAAGAGUACUGUCUAUGUGUCCAAUCUGCCGUUCUCCCUGACCAACAAUGACCUCCACAGGAUUUUUUCAAAAUAUGGAAAAGUGGUCAAAGUCACUAUUUUAAAGGACAAAGAUUCCCGGAGGAGUAAAGGAGUUGCAUUUGUUCUAUUUCUAGAUAAGGAACCAGCACAAAGCUGUGUCCGAGCACUGAACAACAAACAACUCUUUGGCAGAGUAAUAAAAGCUAGCAUUGCUAUUGACAAUGGCAGGGCAACUGAAUUUAUACGGAGGCGUAAUUAUACCGACAAGUCCAGAUGCUAUGAAUGUGGGGACACGGGUCACCUGAGUUAUGCCUGCCCCAAAAAUAUGCUGGGAGAUCGUGAACCUCCACAAAAGAAAGAGAAGAAAAGAAAGCGGAUGAUUGAAAUGGAAGAAGUUGUUGAAGAGGAACAGAGUGAAGAUGAAGGUGAAGAUCCUGCUCUUGACAGUCUGAGUCAAGCCAUUGCAUUCCAGUGUUUAUUAUUGCUCUCAUUCCAGCAAGCAAGAAUUGAUGAAGAGAAAAACAAAUUAAGACAUGGGGAAGCAUCCACAUCAGACAACUCAAGGAGACCUCGAAUAAAAAAGAGUGCAUAUUUCAGUGAUGAAGAAGAACUUAGUGAUUGAGUAUAUGCAUCACGAUGUCCUGCAAUUAAUUAACUUAAAGGGGUAAUCUGACCAUAGAACCCACCAAAAAAAGUCAUUGAAGAUCUGUAUUGCACUCACCAAGUAAUCUGGCAAUUUUUAAUGUUAAAAUUUGCAACCUGGACCCUCCCCCCACUUCAAUAUCCUUUUUGCAAACACUUCCAGACUACAACUCCCAUUAUGUAUUGCGUACUUCGUCAGUGCAGCUGUCCUUCUGUCCUUGUUUAAACUCCUCUGAAGCAGCUCGAUAGGACUGUCCCCUCUGAUGUUCCGCCAGGGUGACAAGUUUCCAGCACUUGUACUGUAUGCUCUGUAAAAGAGCAAGGCCGUGGCAUAUCGCAGUAGGCCUGCUUGGAUGGGGACGGAGACCCAAGCCAAGCCCACACCUAUUGUGAAACACAGCUACCGUAUGUCACAAAAAAUUUGAAUGUGGGGAAUCGGCAGAGAUGUGACAGAACCUAUUGAUGCAAAACUACACAACUUUUGUCACUGGUGAGUGACAGCUGUAUCCCAGAAACAGCACGGAAACCAUAAGAUUAGUUUUAAAAUAUAUAUACCUUUUUGUAAGGUGGAUACAUUUUCACAACAAAGUGUUUGCCCGGAGUACCUCUUUAAAGAUGCAAUGUUACUUUAAAGUAUUCAGUAGAAAGUAGCAAGGAAAAUAUGAUCGUACUCACCGUGUCACAUGAUAAAAGCCGGUUUAUUGAAUUCCUCAGGUCUGAGGACGCGUGCUCCAGCACACACGCAACAGCUCUCGCCCAAUUUUCAUUGCAAGAGCCAUGUCCUUGUCUUUGCAUAGCACCACGCACCUUAUACUUUGGAUUCAAUAAACCGUCUAUUUUCAUGUGACCUAUUUUCUUUUGCUUGAACUGUGUCUUUACCUUUUAUAGUAUGCACCCCGUAUCGCUCAACAUUUCUGUAUCUGCCGUGCUUGUUGUGCAUUGGAUAGGAAGACCGCUAUUGAGGCCUGGAGCGCCGACCACUGUGUCUGUUUGUUUUAUUUAGUAGAUUUCUUCCCCAUAUCCACUAUUUUAACCAGUUGUUUUAUUUCUUACAUUGUGGUUCAAAUAAGAACAUUAUAAUCUUACUCAGACAGACUCUUUCUUUGCUGCUGAGAACACAGAUAUUCCGUCCAUAUUUGAGUUGUGUAGCAUAAGUAUCACCCAUAUGGCCCAUUAUCACCAGGCGUCUAUAUUAUGUUUGUAAAUAAAAGUAUCUACUGUU